Corythoichthys intestinalis (scribbled pipefish) is the source of this 6269-nucleotide messenger RNA. RefSeq names its product centrosomal protein 131 (gene cep131). Gene Ontology annotation, molecular function: protein binding. NCBI's taxonomy places the organism in Eukaryota, Metazoa, Chordata, Actinopteri, Syngnathiformes, Syngnathidae. Gene Ontology annotation, cellular component: centriolar satellite. The record is from RefSeq and is a predicted model, not a curated record. The transcript is spliced from 27 exons. Gene Ontology annotation, biological process: intraciliary transport involved in cilium assembly; cilium assembly; regulation of centrosome duplication. The coding region runs from base 178 to 3789 and encodes 1203 amino acids.
GUUUAAUACGCGUCCCCAUGAAGAGAAGAUGUUGACUUUUGAUGUCUUUUUCUCCUUCUUAUCUCAUCCCAGCUGACGUACGGAACACUUUGAUUUGAAUUCUCCUCUCGAGUGGGCAUUUAAAUUCCUGUUUCAACGGAACGUUUCUCCAACUAUGCUUCUAUUUCCAAGCUAAAGAUGCACACAACGCGAAGCCCUUCGUCCAUUUCGGCCGCCCCUCCGGGGGUCGCCCUGGACCUCAGCUUGUCCGGCUCGCGGCUGUCCAUCUGCAAGAGGCCCAGUGGCGGCGACACACCCGGGAAGUUCUUGGCCCGCUCCGUGUCCGUGUCGGCGGCGUGCGAGGUUCGAGGGAAACGCAACACCCUGAGCGACGCCUCGGGAAGCUCUCGCUCGGUCAAGAACCUGCGGCGCUCCAACAGCACCACGCACGUUAACCAGCAGAGUCAUGUUCCGCUCAGUCCUGACCACCACGGCAGCGAAUACCUAACCGUGUUGGACAGUGGCGACGGCCGCAGAAAACCAGAUGGAAACACGUGGAACAUCCUGGACGAGCAGCCGCGAGCGCCAGAGAGGAUGGCGGGCGUACGUGGUAGCCCCAUCGCAGAUUCGCCAGGCGGCAUGAAGAGAAGGCACACCGCGGCGUCCUUCACUGCCAACAACAGGAGCAACAAGGGAGCCGUGGGCAACGCCGUCACCACUAUCCUGCAUAACAACCACGGCGACAAACCCCUCACACCCAAAAGCUCCAACCAGAGACCACCCUUCAACAACAUCCUGAAAGCCACCGCCAAUGACGACGUCUCUCUGGAGAGCGGUUCGCUCACCAAGUCGCAGAAGAACUUCUCUUCCGCCUCGUCCAACAACAAAAGUCCGGGCGGGAGAGGAAGCCCCCAGCCGCAGCGCCGCGACCAAGUCUCAGAGGAGGAGGCUGAAAGGUUCAUCCAGAAAGUCAACCAGGCUGCUGUCACUAUUCAGCGCUGGUACAGAGAGCAUGCCGGGAGGCGUCACGCCAACCGGGCAGUGCUGCGACGCAUCUUGGACAGCAAAAGAAAGGAGUGGCGAGAGCGAGCUCAGGCCGAAUGUCACCCAGAGCCUCCCAGAGACGACAGGAAGCUGAUUCGGGAAGAAAAAGCUCGACAGGCACGCCUAGCUGCCAUCAAGGAAUUGCAACAGAAAAGAGCCCAGCAAGUUCCUCCUCCACACCGCCACGAUCGAUAUCAGCACGCCGAAGCCAGCGUGGAACGUCGUAGGCCCAGCAGCGCCGCGCCGAGCUCGCCCGCCUACGACAACGUGUCGCCCACUCGCGCCAAAGCUAACAACACAGACUUCCAUCUGAACGUCACGGGCGACUUGAGCGAACUAACCUUCAGGGCGGUCUCUCCAGCGCCAUCCAAUCACAGAGCAUCGCCAUGCGCACAGGUAUUACAGGAGUGCGAUGGCGUCGCUGAGGAGGAACGGAGAGGCGUGGAGCAUAACCAAGAGAACGACAGGAAGCCGAGUCGUCAAGGCAGACCUCGGUUGUCUCGACUGACCAUCCCCGAGCCCAACGUUUGUGACGAACUGCAGUCGAUAUCUCAGGCCGAGCCUGAAUAUCGGAAGCCGACGCCAACCGCCAGAAGUCCUGCCUCGCCCAGGAACAUCAGCCAGAUUGUUGCGGCGGACGCGAUCAAGGCCAAGAACACUGAAUGCGAACGGAAUCUCCCUCUCGAUUCGGGCGAACUGUGUGGUUUCCGAGCCGUUUCGCCAUCCUUGUCCAGUCGGGGUGGUUCUCAGUGCUCCCAGGGGCGCCCUCGACGCUGUUUGUUCGGCGACGACCGAUCCUUCGCGGCGUCCAAGUCCACCCUUAACGAGUUGUUGGACACGCUCACACUGCUAGAGGAGGAACCAGAGCACUUGAGCGAGCCAAAAUCUUACAACAAAGACAAAUAUGCUUGGAUGGAUGAGCAGGACAGGGAUGCCGAGUCCCUGACGGCCGACAACUUGGAGCGGCUUGGUUUGCCGCCGCCCCCCAACGGAGCGGCGCUGCUGUCCGAGGCCAAGCUGCAGAGCAUCAUGAACUUCCUGGACGAGAUGGAGAAGUCGGAGCAGGAGCGACCUCAUUCCCGCGUCUCGCUGCGAGAGGCAGCGUUCUUGGAGGACGAGGCGCCCGCCGUGGACCCGGCCUCUGCCACUGCCGCCCAAGUGUCCGAUUCCAUCAUGAGGAUCAAGAUGGAGCUGGAGGAGAAGAAGCGCGUGGUGGAGAUGCUGCAGAACGCGCUGGCCCAGCAGAGGGAGCUGACGGUGCAGCACGUCAAGGAGACAGAGAAGGAGCUGAGCCGUAAUCUGCAGUUGCAGAAGGACCAAUAUGAGGCCACGGUGCAGAGACAUCUCACCUUCAUAGAUCAGCUGAUCGGUGACAAAAAAGCACUGAGUGAGCGAUGUGAAGGCGUCAUCGCGGAGCUGAAAUUAGUGGACCACAAGUACACCAAGAAGAUCUCACAGAUGCAGGAACAGCACGAAAUGGUUUGGCAAGUCCUGGCCCCUUUGUGCGAGGAGAUUAAGAAGCUGAAGGAGCUGAUGAGCGUCACGGAGAAGAUCCGGCGGGAGAAGUGGAUUGACGAGAAGACCAAGAAGAUUAAAGAGAUCACGGUGAAAGGCCUGGAGCCGGAGAUCCAGAAGCUAAUCUCCAAGCACAAACUGGAGCUGAAGAAGCUGCGUUCGCUCCACGAAGCCGAGCUGCUGCGGUCCGAGGAACGGGGAGCCGAGCGCUGCGCCCGCCAGUGCGAGGAGCUCCGCCAGCAGCUGGAGCGUGACAAGGAGGAGCAGUGCCGCAAGGAACGAGAGUUAGCCCGCGACCAGUUCCAGAAGCAGCUCCGGGAGGAGGAGCUCUCCCUGCAGGAGCACAGGAGGCGCAUCCACAAGGAGGCGGCCGAUGAGAAGGAGCGGCUGGCGCGGCUGGCCGACAGGCAGCGCUCGGAGAUGGAGGAACUGCGUCGGCGCAUGGAGGAAAACUCCUGCUUGGCCGGACGAGUUUUCAGGGAGGAGCUGGACAAAACCCGAGAGGAGCAGGAGCGGAGACACCAGGCCGAGAUCAAGAAGAUGCAGGAGAGUUUUGAGCAAGAGAAGAUGACCUGGGAGGAGGAAUACAGAAAGAAGCAGGAGACGGGACUAUUGCGGCACGAGCGCCAGCUGCGCGAAGAGCUGAGGCAGGAGCGUGACAAAGAGAUUCAGCUAGCUAUUUGGACGCUGGAAGAGGAGACCACCAAGGAUAAGGAGGAGUUCGAGAGGGCCGCACAAAACAGGGUCAAUCGCGUGCGGGAAACGUACGAGGCGGAGCUGAAGGAGCUGGAGCGGUCGCUGAGGGAGUCGGCAGAAAAGCAACAGGAGCUGAGGAGGCAGCACGCCGACACGCUUCAACAACUGGACGUGCUGCAGGAGCGGCUGAAGCAGAAGGAGCAGGACGCGCUCGCCGUCACCCAGGACCGGGACCAGCUCUUGGAGGAGCGCCACACCGCGGCUUCGCUCGUACGGCAAGAGUUCGCCGGGCGUCUGCUGCUCCUGGAGGAGGAGGCGCAAAGAGCAGGGGCCGAGGCGGAAGAGGCGCGAGCCACAAUGCGGGCGGAGGUGGACCGCGUCACCAAGGAGAAGGAAGAGGAGCUCCUCCAAGUGCACCAGAGAGUCAAGUCAGCCAUCUUGAAGAAAGACGAGGCGGUCAGCGUUCUACGGAAGCAGCAUGAGGCUGCUGUGAAGAGGGCGGAGCAUCUGGAGGCUUUGUGGGAGGAGCAAAGGAAGCAGCUGCUGGAGAAAUGACCACCACUGACAAGUACUUUGUGACACUGAAGGGACUCGCAACUUGAGAGCAAAUGAACAAAGGGCAAUUUUUUGCCUUUUUUUUUUUUCUCCCAAAAAAUGGCUUAUUGGAAUUUUAAAGCCCGAAAUAUUGGAUUUUAAUGUCGUUUUACAGCUACUCACGACAGCUGAAGUUUUGUUACCAAUCCUGACAAAUGUGUUUGGAUCCGAUUCCAGCCUCAACUCGCUGUUUAGCCCACGUUGACGGUGAUUGACGUCCAGUCCAGUUUGACCGGAGCGGCAAAAAUUAAUUUGGCGUUUAUCACCAUCAGUGAAAGCCAAUUAGUUAACUCUCUUGUCAUGAUCAUGACGAUGAUCAACGUCUAAAAUCAUGCGUAUCUUUUUAUCGUCCUGUGAAAUUAAAUGAGUUUAUCACAAGUACACGACUGUUGAAUGAUUGUGUAAUUUGCUGCUAACCCUCCCAGUUUAAAUGGAUUGGACGUCUAUCACCGUCAACGGCUGCCAAUGAGUAGUCCAUACUCUGCAGAGACUGUCCCCUCUGACUGAUGAAAAUCAAAACUCCAUAUCUGAAGAUGUUGAAUUUUGUUAUAUUUCAACAACAAAAGUAUUCUUAUGUAUAAUAUAGUCAAGUUUGUAUUGUAAAACACCAGUCACCUACAAUGCUAACCAUCUUUAGCUCUUUUCAGUUUUGGACUCUGCUGUACAGAGCCCCUAAAGGGGAAUCGACAGAAAUAAAAUAAAUUUAAGCAAUCUGGUGCACACCAGAUAGUUUCUAGUAAACAUUAGCAUUAUUUAGCAUUUAAGCUAGCGGACCUUUGCUAUGCAAGUUAGCCAAUUGUUGCAUUGUUGCAAUUGGCUAACUUUGCAUAGCAAAAGUCCGCUAGCUUAAAUGCUAUGUAAUGCUAGGGUUAAGGUUAGGGUUACAAUUGGCUAACUUGCAUAGCAAAAUUCCGCUAGCUUAAAUGCUAUAUAAUGUUAAUGUUUACAAGAUUGUUUUUAAUGCGCACCAGAAGCUAUCUAGUGUGUACCAGAUUGCUUAAAUUUAUUUUAUUUCUGUCCCUUUAAGGGCUCCUUACUGUUGAAACUACCCCAGAUUUCGAAUCUGUUGAUGUAACGUCGUAAUUGCUCCGUUGCCCCCCUCUUGCGGAGCUCUGUCGUCGUUACAAAUAAGCAUCCAACCACUGUUAGGCCAAUUGAUCAAGUUUUGAGUGACUUCAAAGCAGUUUAAAAGCUCUCAGCAGGUCUAAACCUGACCUCAAGGGGUCGAAGUCAUCAAUUUCUGCAGUCUGAAACGACAUGAAGGACCAACUGGAAGCUACUGAUAAAGCUCCACCCCUCAAUUUCCUGGCCCCUCCCAACAGAGCAAGAAUGUCUGCAUGUUCCCCCCUCAGAUCUUUUCCAGAUGUUUGUGCGACUGGCCCGGGCAGGCCCGCACGCUCGGAGCGGCCCCGUAUUUUGGUUUUGUGGCGAGCAAGGGAGGCUGUUGUUGUUAAGAUGAAAAAGAAGGAGAAGAGGACGUGUUGAGGUCGGCGUGUUUCAGAACACGGAAGUUAGGAAAAACAAGAAGAAUGUGUGGUGGAAAAAGGAAAGUAGUUGCUAGGAGCAGAAAAGAACAGGCGGGGGGAGGGGGAGGGGUUUGAGAAGGCACACUCGGAUCAUGUGACUGUGACUGUUAUAAACCAACAAGAAGUAAACAACAAAAUGAAGGACAGCCGGUCUCAUGUAUUUUUUUCUCGGGUUACUAUUUAUUACUAGAUAAUUAAAUAACUGGCUGCCAUUCAGUUCCAAAGACGUCCAAUCCAUUUGUUAGCCUCUCCCAGUCGAAAUGGCAGCUAGUUAUUUAAAACACAAGGUCCUGUUAACCCUCCUGAUAUUCUCAGUUUUGCAAAGUCAGUUUGACCAAGAAAUGUGCAGGUGACGAAAUAUUAUUAGAAAAUUAAGCUCAGACUCAUUGGCUGCCAUUGACGGUGAUAGACGUCUGAUCCAUUUCAAAUGAGAUGUCUAUCGUCGUCAAUGGCAAGUGGCAACUGGCAGUGUCAGAAAGAUUUUUUUUUUUUAAUUUAAUGUGAAGCUGUGUCACUCACAGUCGUUAAGACUAGCAAAACGCAUUCAAUACCCUAAAAAAUACCUCCUAUUUUUUUAUAAAAUGAUGGGUCAGUUUGACCUCUAUGACUAAAUAUCCUCAUAUAAAAAUGACUCCAAUAAUAAUUUCACUGCAAAAUAUGUGUUCAACUGUUUCCUAAAUAAAAAUAGACUAUUUAAAAUAGGGGAAAAAAAGGUCAAUUUGACCUCUGUGAGAAAAAAAAAAGCAUCACAAAUAACAAUUUCACUUUAAAAGAUGUGUUAAAAUUUUCAACGGGUUAUUUAAAAUAGGGGAAAAAAAGGUCAAUUUGACCUCUGUGAGAAAAAAAAAAAAGCAUCACAAAUAACAAUUUCACUUUAAAAGAUGUGUUAAAAUUUUCAACGGGUCAAUUUGACCC